This is a messenger RNA of Orussus abietinus, 2768 nucleotides long. RefSeq names its product lysine-specific histone demethylase 1A (gene Su(var)3-3). Gene Ontology annotation, molecular function: protein binding; flavin adenine dinucleotide binding; oxidoreductase activity. The transcript has 14 exons. Gene Ontology annotation, biological process: regulation of DNA-templated transcription. Lineage: Eukaryota; Metazoa; Arthropoda; Insecta; Hymenoptera; Orussidae. Bases 102 to 2477 code for a protein of 791 amino acids. The record is from RefSeq and is a predicted model, not a curated record. Gene Ontology annotation, cellular component: nucleus.
UCGACGCGCCGACACGAAUAAGUGUUUUUAGUUGCUCUCUGGGAGAGUUAACCUAAUCUUAAACCCUAGAGAAACCUUCAAGAAAGCGGAGUUGUCACACAAUGAGUCGAAGGAAAAGAGCGAAGGUUGAGUACCGAGAGAUGGAGGAAAAAUAUAACCAGUUAGAAGAUGAAAAUACUUCCGAUACGUCGGAAAAGUCAAAGACUGGUUUAGCGACACCAGAAAAGAAAUCAUUGGCCGAGCCAAAAAAAGAACCCGAGGCUGUUCCUGCAGCUCCGAGCUCAAAUGCCCCAAAAGUUGAAACAAAAGAGGAAGAGGAGCAAGACAGCGAUCACGAAGAUCCGCAUGUAAAAGAAUUAUUGAAUGGCUUGGAAGGCGCAGCAUUCCAAAGUAGACUGCCAUUCGAUAAAUUAACGUCGACGGAAGCUGCUUGCUUUCCUGAUGUUUCCAGUGGUCCACCGCAAACGCAGAAAGUUUUCCUACAUAUAAGAAAUAGACUAUUGCAAUUGUGGCUAGAGAAUCCAAAGCAACAAUUAAUUAUAGAGAAUGCUUUACCGUCCAUUGAACCGCCAUAUAAUAGCGAUACAAUUCUUGUACGAAGAAUUCAUGCUUUCUUAGAACGUCAUGGAUUCAUUAAUUUUGGUGUAUUUAAACGUCUAAAGCCAAUACCAAGUAAAAAACUUGGUAAAGUAAUAGUAAUCGGGGCGGGAAUUGCUGGAUUAGCUGCUGCUCAACAAAUGCAACAAUUUGGGCUUGAAGUAAUUGUUCUAGAAGCAAGAGACCGCGUCGGUGGUCGAAUCGCAACUUUUCGUAAAUCUUCAUAUAUCGCUGACUUAGGGGCAAUGGUAGUCACUGGACUCGGGGGAAAUCCUGUAACUACUCUUAGUAAACAGAUCAAUAUGGAACUCCACAAAAUCCGACAGAAAUGCCCUUUGUACGAGAGCGACGGUCAAACGGUGCCUAAGGACAAAGAUGAGAUGGUGGAAAGGGAGUUUAAUCGAUUACUCGAAGCAACAUCUUAUCUUUCGCACCAGUUAGACUUUAACUACAUCACUGGAUCAACCGGCCAAGGUGGUAAUUCGAGGCCCGUGUCAUUGGGACAAGCACUAGAAUGGGUCAUUCGAUUACAAGAACAAGGAGUUAAACAACGACAAGUUGCACAUCUCCGUUCUGUUCUUUCUCUCCAAGGGAGGCUCACCGCAAAUCAGCACAGGAUGAUCGCCAUCAAAGAGCGCUUAAUUGAGUUAAACAAACAGUACAAAGAGAUGUCCGAGAGUAAAGGACAGACACGAGACAUCACGCAAGAAUUCGUUUUGCGUUCUAAAUUGCGGGAUCUUCAUAAUGCAUGCAAGGAAUGGGAUCUACUCGCCGAACAACAGAAGGAGAUCGAGGCGAAACUUCAAGAACUGGAAGCUUCACCGCCGAGCGAUGUGUACCUAUCGUCGAAGGACCGCCAAAUACUGGAUUGGCACUUUGCAAACUUGGAGUUUGCCAACGCCACGUCCCUCUCCAACUUGAGCCUGAAGCAUUGGGAUCAGGACGACGACUUCGAGUUCACCGGAAGUCAUCUGACCGUUCGCAAUGGCUACUCUUGCGUCCCCGUCGCGUUGUCGGAGGGACUGGACAUCCGGCUGAACGUGGCCGCCAGGGUAGUGCGUUAUGGCACAAACGGGGUUGAAGUUUGGGCUGCACCUUCCCGAAGUCCACACACCACUCACACUGUGUACAAGGCUGAUGCAGUGCUAGUUACACUUCCUUUGGGUGUCCUCAAAGCGUCGGCUCCGCCUUCCGCAGUUGCGUUUAAUCCUCCACUUCCGGACUGGAAGUCUCAAGCGAUCCAGAGACUUGGAUUCGGCAACCUAAAUAAAGUCGUGCUCUGCUUCGAGCGGAUUUUCUGGGACCCUACGGCGAACCUUUUCGGACAUGUCGGCAGCACGACCGCGUCCCGAGGUGAACUCUUCUUAUUCUGGAACUUGUACAAAGCGCCCGUCCUUUUAGCCCUUGUUGCCGGGGAAGCGGCCUGCGUCAUGGAAAAUGUCAGCGAUGACGUUAUCGUUGGUCGUUGCAUAGCCGUCUUAAAGGGUAUUUUUGGAAAUCAAGUGGUACCGCAACCCCGGGAAAGUGUCGUCACAAGAUGGCGAGCCGAUCCCUGGGCUCGAGGAUCGUACAGCUUCGUGGCCGUCGGUAGUUCAGGAAGCGAUUACGACCUCCUUGCGGCACCGGUUGCGCCACCAACGCCGUCGAAUCAACCUCCGGGUGCACCAACUUCGCAACCGCGAGUUUUCUUUGCGGGAGAGCACACAAUUCGCAAUUAUCCAGCCACGGUACACGGGGCAUUCCUGAGCGGACUUCGCGAGGGUGGACGAAUCGCGGACCAGUUCUGCGGAAGUCCUUACGCACCCCCAAACGUGCCGACCGCCGCUCCGCUGCCAACGGGAGUGUCGGCUUCCACGCAGAGCUCCGGCACGGCACCGUAGCAGCCUCAUUCCCAUUAUCAUUUACUCAUUUGCAUAGCCUAUCACGCAAUCCUUGCCUGGCCGCGGCUUAUUAUGCAUACUUCGAUUUUAAGGAGACUCGUUAUAAGAACAACUUUAAGUAUUUCGUGACAAGGCACUUAGUAAUAAAGAAGUCCUAUCUUACCAAAACUCGGGAGUUAUCGCUUUGUCAUUCCUAAGCCUCGAUAAUGGUACUUCCCCUUGUUGCCGUUGAAAUCAGAGAACGAUAUUAAUCCGACUCCGCGUCUGCUGAAACAAACGCAAUGCAUCAGC